AUGAAGCAACUCCGGCUAGCAGCGCUGCUGCUGCCGUGGUGCUUGGCGUACAAAUUUCAGGCGCCAGGCUCUCAGGGGAAUGCCAGCCAGGACUAUGGUGGCCAUGAGGUUACUGCGCAAAUGGUAUCCCUCAUCCAGGAGAUGACAGUCGCAUUGCCUUUGGUCCUCGUCAACUACACGAAUGCCUCCGGCCUGCUCCACGACCGGAAUGCGACAGCUUCAGACAUCACCUUCCGCGCAGGCAACUUGAGCAGAGACAAAGCAUUCGUCAUUGACAAAUCCGCUGGGUUUUACGCAGUGCUCAAUGACUUCAUGGGCCCAACCGACACGGCCAAGUACUGUGCCCCGGGUGUGCUGGAGAACAUGUGGCGCUGCGUUCAUGCGUCGGUUUGCAUCAUCUCAUCGGCUGUCCCCCAGCAUGUAUCGAUGGAGGUGUUCUCGGGUCUGCUUGAACAGGUAACACGAUUUGAGGAGCUCACCUGGCCGAUCUUGCGCUCCGGGCUCAUGCUGGACGAGGGCGGCGAUAUGCUCCUCGACGACUUCGGGAUGCCAGAAGAAUACUCCUGCGACGGCUCGGUUCACGAACCAGCACUUCUGCAGCUUUCUUCCUCAGCUGGCGAAGCGCUGAAGGCGGGAACGUUGGCGAUGUCUGCAGCGCUGCACAGCGCCAUGCGUGCGAGCCACGAGGUGCUGGACUCCCACAUCAUGAACAGUUCAAUGGACGAGACCAUCCGGAAGUUGCAGAUGAACUGGCGCGGCGUGUGCAACGCCUUGGGAUGCGAUCCGACCAAUUACUGGGACAUCUACCUCCGGCAUCACCAGCACAGCUUGGCUCUGCUGGAAACGGACCAGGUGGGGCUGUUGCACUCUGACAUCCGCCACCGCUUCCUCUUGCAGCACCGCGUCCAGAGGUUCAUCUCCACGCACCAUCACGACUUCAGCUUCGUGCAGAAGUACGCGCGCUUCGGCCAGGAGCAGCCGUCCUCGGAGUCGGUCAUGAGGGACUACCAUGCGCGGAGCAAGGAAGCAUUGAUGAAGUUCGUGGUUCCUUUCGUGCAGUCCUUGCCGGAGGAGCGCGCCGUGCGCUUGGUGGACAGGCAGAAGCUGGCGGACAAGAUGGCCGAAGGCCCAUCUGGUGUGAGUCCUCCUCACGAGGAUGAAGCAUCAGAGAUCGACGACCAGCAUGACGUGGAGGGCUGGGAGGAGGGGGACGACGAGAUCCCAGACCGCGAGAUUGCGGACCACGACAUGCUGGAUGACGUCGAGGCGGAGAACGAGGACGAGGACGGCGACCAGGUGGAGACUUUGCCAGCAGGCAAGAAAUCGCCUCCUGCCCUCGGAAACAGCACGGCCAUGACCCUGAUGGAAGAAGAGGACAGUGAAGGUGCAAAAAGCGGCUGGGGUCGGCGGAGGCGGCGCCGCCGUCGACGAAGACGAAGUCGAAGAAGAAGAAGGUGGUGGAAGAAGCUGGUAGAAGCCGUGGUCAAGGUGGUCGAAGUCAUUGUGGAAGCAUUGAAAUGCGUCGGGGCCACUUCUCGCUUCAUCAACACGGGCUACAGCAGGAGUAUCGGCACAAACGUGGCCUGGAACAUAGGCCUCAGUGCGGGGGCAACUGAACCUUUGGCCGACCUCCUAAAGGGCUACAUUCCUUCAGCUUGGAUCAGCGUAAGCACCGGCUUCGCGGUCGGGAGUACCACGGACUGGUGGUGGGCCGGCGCGGGCAUGAGUGGCAGUCUAGGCUGCAGCAGCUCCAGUGGCUGCAAACUCGGCAUCAACGUGGCCUUGCUUGCGUGCGGCAUCGCCGAGACACCGCACGACAAGGCCUGCCCACUCCCGGACUGGAUUGCAGAUCCCCUCGGCCUGAAAUGCGGCCAUUCCGCCGGCUGGUCUGUCUCCAUCCUGUGCUGCACUUUCAACCUGCACAACGGCGAGAACAACUGCCGCUGA
Molecule: messenger RNA, 1947 nt
Organism: Symbiodinium sp. CCMP2592
Lineage: Eukaryota; Dinophyceae; Suessiales; Symbiodiniaceae
Source: the annotation of a GenBank genome assembly